This is a messenger RNA of Sphaeroforma arctica JP610, 167 nucleotides long. RefSeq lists its product as hypothetical. Gene Ontology annotation, biological process: leucyl-tRNA aminoacylation. NCBI's taxonomy places the organism in Eukaryota, Ichthyosporea, Ichthyophonida. Gene Ontology annotation, molecular function: ATP binding; leucine-tRNA ligase activity. The transcript has a single exon. The record is from RefSeq and is a predicted model, not a curated record. The annotation marks the transcript as partial.
GUAAGGCAUCGUACCAGUGGCAGAUCAUGCAGGCGUCGGGUGUUCCGGAGGACGAGAUCAAACUAUUUGCUGACCCCCAACACUGGCUCAAUUACUUCCCACCACACGCCAUCGCCGAUCUUAAGGCGCUGGGCUUGAAGGCUGAUUGGCGACGGUAUAUGUGUUAA